Cylicocyclus nassatus is the source of this 1004-nucleotide messenger RNA. Lineage: Eukaryota; Metazoa; Nematoda; Chromadorea; Rhabditida; Strongylidae. The record is from the annotation of a GenBank genome assembly.
AUUCCUACGAGUCGGUACAGCAGAUGGAAAAGUCUACCCCUGUGAUAGUUCAACUCGAAGUCGGCAAGACUAUUGGCAAGUAUACGGUGAUCAAAAAGCUCGGAGAGGGAACAUUUGGAGCUGUGUAUAAGGUAAAAGAUGCAAAGGGUAAAAAAUACGCAUUGAAGGCAGAGAGCAUAAAUGAAAAAGUCCCGCUUCUUCGUCUUGAAUUGCUUGUAAUGCAACGUCUUCAAGCUCGACACGCUGUGCAUAUGGCUGAUUUAAUAGACAAGGGUCAUUCAGAUACAUUCAACUACAUCGUAAUGAAAUUGCUGGGAAAAUCGCUGCAGGCAGCGAAGAAAACUGGUCCUGAUAAACAUCUGUCUCUUGGCCCAGCGAUUGGGUGUGCAAUUCAAUGCUUGGAAGCCUUAGAAGAAUUGCACUGGGCAGGAUUUUUGCACAGGGAUGUAAAGCCAGGUAAUUUUGCCAUUGGACGCCCAGAAACGGGAGAUAUUCGAAAACUCUACCUGCUAGACUUUGGAAUGUGUCGGAGAUUUGUGGACAAAAAUAAUGUGAUGCUACAACCCAGAAAGAAAGCGCCUUUCAGAGGAACACCGAGAUAUGCCGCGAUUGCGUCUCAUUUGGGAAAAGAACACAGUAGGAAGGAAGACGUAGAGAGCUGGUUCUAUAUGCUCGUUGAUUUCACCAAUGCUAAAUUACCUUGGAAAGGAACUACAGAUAUAAGAGAAGUAGGGCAGAUGAAGAUGGACUCAAGGCAAGAACCACUUUUGAGUGAGAUGCUAAUCCUGUGUCCAACACAAGAGUAUAAGAAGAUCUUGAACCACAUUGAUUCACUCAUGUUCUUCGAUGAGCCGGAUUAUGAUAUGAUCUAUAGUACAUUACGAAGCGCAAUGAAAAGGAAAGGAGUUAGUGAAUUCCCUUAUGACUGGGAGAAGGAAGCUACACUGUCUUCCGACAAUUUAUGAAUAGAAUUUUAUUUGAAAAACUCAAUAUAUACUAAUAAG